Moesziomyces antarcticus is the source of this 1074-nucleotide messenger RNA. RefSeq lists its product as uncharacterized. NCBI's taxonomy places the organism in Eukaryota, Fungi, Basidiomycota, Ustilaginomycetes, Ustilaginales, Ustilaginaceae. Bases 1 to 1074 code for a protein of 357 amino acids. The transcript has a single exon. The record is from RefSeq and is a predicted model, not a curated record.
AUGUCGACCACCACCACCACAACCACGACCACCACCUCCGCGUUCGAGGCGCCCAAGGGCAACAAGGAUCGCACUUUCGGUGCGCGCUUCGAGACCAAGGACCUGAUCAGCUUCGACGAGAACACUGUGUACGGCGACUGGCGCGACGAGUUCCACAAGAACGGUUGCGUGAUCAUCAAGAACGUCAUCUCGCCCGAGCGUGCCAAGUACUACGCCGACAAGCAGAUCCAGUGGCUCAAGAACUUCGAGCUCGGCUUUGACGAGAAUGACCCUUCCACCUGGACCGCCGACCACCUGCCCAUUAGCUUCAAGGGCGGCAUGUACUUUGCCUACGCCUCGACGCACGAGAAGAUGGCCUGGGAGGCGCGCACCGAGCCCAAGGUGGUCGAGAUCUUUGAAAAGCUCUGGGGCACCAAGGAGCUCAUCUGCUCGUUUGACGGCAUGAACAUCUCGAUGCCCAACCGCAAGGACCUCAACUGGAGCCCCUGGCCUCACUGCGACCAGAACCCUGAGCGCAAGGGUAUGCAGGCUGUGCAGGGUCUGCUCAACUACGCCCCCAACGGUCCCAACGACGGCGGUCUCAUGCUCAUGCGCGGCUCCGCCAAGCUCUUUAACGAGUUCUUUGCCCACAAGCGUGACUCUGCCGACCACGAAGACGCUCCCCCUCCCGAGCUCAAGUACAUGGACCUCUUCCUCUUCAGCGAGAAGGACAUCAAGUGGUUCGAGGAGCGCGGCUGCGAGAUGAUCAAGUGCAACAUGGAGCCUGGCGACUUUGUCCUGUGGGACUCGCGCACCAUGCACUAUGCGCGCCUCCCUGAGGGCAACCAGAUCCGUCACGUCCAGUACAUCUGCAUGACACCCAGGGCCUACGCCAACGAUGAGGCUCUCGAGGCCAAGAAGAAGUGCUUUGAGAACUGGAUCGGCACCACCCACUGGCCUCACUGCAACAUCCGCCCCACCGAGGACAAGCCCAUGCGCAACGGCAAGAUCUGCCCCAAGUACCGCAGCGAGCCUUUCGAGAAGCCCGAGCUGACGGACCAGGUCCUCCGACUUGCUGGCGUCAAGAGCUACUAG